AUGUCCGACACCGCCACGCAGUCCGAGAAGAACAAUGGCGGCGACCUCGUUCUGGCACCGGUCCAUCCCGACACCGCCAGCGUCGACGCGGAAGCGGCGCACAGCUAUGUCAUCGACCCCGCGGCCGAGGCGAGACUGGUCCGCAAACAAGACCUGCGAGUGCUCCCCAUGGUCUUCCUCAUGUACUUCUUCACCUUCCUCGACCGGACGAACCUGGGCAACGCCAAAGUCGCCGGCAUGGAGGCGGACCUGGGCCUGGGCACGUACGGCUUCAACAUCGGCGCCUGCCUCUACUAUGGCAUCUACUUCUUCGCCGACAUCCCCGCGUCGCUGAGCGUCAAGAAGUUCGGGUUCAUCAUGUUGCCCAUCAGCUGCAUCGCCUUUGGCAUCGUGACUCUCUGCACGGCCUUUAUCACAAACGAAGGCAGCUUCUUCGCGAUCCGGUUGCUCCUCGGCCUCACCGAGUCCUUCCAGUUCCCGGGCCUCAGCUACGUGGUGUCCCGGUUCUAUCGCCGCAGCGAGGUGACCACACGGGUGUCCUUCUUCAUGCUUGGCGCGGCCGGGCUGGCCAGCGCUUUCGGCGGUCUCCUCGCCUCCGGACUGCUGUCGCUGGGAAGCAUCGGCUCCGUCUCCUCGUGGAGGAAUAUUUUCCUGGUCGAAGGAAUAAUCACAGUCGGCGUCGGGAUCAUCUCGCUCUAUCUGUUCCCAGCCGAUCCGUCCAAAACGCGCAUCUUCAACGAAGAGGAGCGGAGCCUCGCAAUGGCCCGCAUCUUCCACGACCAGCCGGCCAUUCGCGAGCACAAGGAGAAGAUCACCUGGGGCCUCAUCAAACGCGGCGUCGUCAACGUCAACGUCCUCGUCGGCGCCUGGAUCUACAUCUGCGACCAGAUCACGGUCCAGGGUCUGUCCAUCUUCACGGUCACGAUCCUGAGACUCAACUACCCGGGCCGCUCCACCGUGGAGAUCCAGCUGUUGUCGGUGCCUCCGCCAUUGUUCGGCAUGGUCUUUGGUCUCGGCGUCGCAUACAUCACCAUGAAGACGCGCAAGCACGGAGUCGCCAUUGCCAUGUGCGCGGCCUUGAACGUCAUCGGGUACUCCAUCUGGCUGGCCUCGACGAACGCGCAGGCGAGAUACGCCGCCAUCUUCCUCAACACGGCGGGGGGCUUCAGUUUCGGGACGUUGGUUCUGAGUUGGACUCUGGCCAACGCCGCUCCGGAUACAGUGCGAAACGUAGCAAACGGCGCCGUGUCGGGUCUCGCCAACAUCGGCUCCAUCACCGCCACUUGGAGUUACAUCAACACCGAUGCGAAGACAGGUUACCGCAUCGGCAAUAGCUUGAACACGGCUACUGCGGUCUCGGUCAUCAUCGCAUCCCUAGGACUUGUAGUUCAUCAAAAAUGGGAGAACAAGAAGCGUGCGCAGGGUGGCCGUGAUUACCGCCUGGAGACCACUGAGGAGGAGGUGGCGACGCUUGGUCACCUUCACCCAGAGUUUAGAUACAUCAACUGA
Molecule: messenger RNA, 1509 nt
Organism: Colletotrichum destructivum
Lineage: Eukaryota; Fungi; Ascomycota; Sordariomycetes; Glomerellales; Glomerellaceae
Product: Putative major facilitator superfamily, MFS transporter superfamily
Exons: 4
Coding region: 1-1509 (502 amino acids)
Biological process (GO): transmembrane transport
Cellular component (GO): membrane
Molecular function (GO): transmembrane transporter activity
Source: RefSeq, a predicted model, not a curated record